UUUUUGCUCUUCGUUGCUUUCUCUCUCAGCUACAGAAUUUUCUGGUAUAGGGUCUGGUAUUGGGGAGAGGUCAAUCUUAACCUGUAGUAGGCUGUUCGACCGAUUGACUGUGUUGCAUUCGGAGUAGGGUGGUUAUUUGGUUCUCAACGUCCCAAGUCACGCCUAAACAUGCUCUUACACAUGCUCGACCGAUAUGCAGCCCAACAAUCAACAGUCCAAUAACUGGAUAAAAUCCAAACGUAGGAGGCGAUUGUAUUUUCCGAAGCAGUUUCCAUCAUCACUAUCGAAAUGUCGCUAGCAAAUCAAAUUCUACGUCGCGUUAUUUCCCAGUCCUUUGCACGUAAUACCAGCACUGGCCCAGCGGCCGUUUCCGGACAAGAAGCUGGUCGUUCCAAAUUAUGGAAAAAACUUUCCUUAUUUGUCGCUCUGCCAGCCGUCGGACUGUGCAUGGUGAACACUUAUUUGUCUCACCGGAAGGCCCACAAACAUGAGCGUCCGGAGUUUGUGCCGUACGAGUAUUUGCACAUUCGUCACAAACGUUUCCCAUGGGGUGAUGGGACCAAGAGCUUUUUCCACAAUCCUCGAAUCAAUCCCUUGCCGGAUGGCUACGAGAAGUAGGUCUAUGUGUGGCCGAAUGAGCAGUGAUCAUUAUUUUUCCGAUGAUGUUUAUUUAGUAUUGAGA
Molecule: messenger RNA, 682 nt
Organism: Topomyia yanbarensis
Lineage: Eukaryota; Metazoa; Arthropoda; Insecta; Diptera; Culicidae
Product: cytochrome c oxidase subunit 6A, mitochondrial-like
Exons: 3
Coding region: 289-618 (109 amino acids)
Biological process (GO): mitochondrial electron transport, cytochrome c to oxygen
Cellular component (GO): mitochondrial inner membrane
Molecular function (GO): enzyme regulator activity
Source: RefSeq, a predicted model, not a curated record